Anas platyrhynchos (mallard) is the source of this 6541-nucleotide messenger RNA. The record is from RefSeq and is a predicted model, not a curated record. NCBI's taxonomy places the organism in Eukaryota, Metazoa, Chordata, Aves, Anseriformes, Anatidae.
UUUUUUUUUACCCUAAUGCUUUUUGAGUGUACUCUGAGCUUGUCUCCUUUCCUUCCCUCCCCCAAACCACAAUAUCAGUCUGAAAAUGUCCUGAUAAGGCAACUUAAUAUGAAUGUCUCAAAAUUCAGUUGAUUCAGCUGCAUUUGGGAGCUACGUGAUGUACUUGGAAGUGUUCUUGUUCCUCUAUUCUGGUGAGCACAGAAGGGUCCUUGCCAUGGGGUUCCUUGCUCCAGCCUUGUCAGUCUCAGCUGAAUCUUUGCAUUUUCAGAGGUGAACACCCAUGUCAAGGAGUUGUUAUUCUUCCACUUCAGGCCACGGGGCAACACUUUCACUGUUUUGAAUAAAUGGGAACAGGCUGAGCAGCAGAAAUCUGCUCCUCCCUUGCAUGGCGUGCUAAAGGCACCUGCAGGACCAAGUUUGCUCUGGUUUCCAUGAAGACCUGUGGGGAUUACCACCAAGUUACCUGGAAGCCCGGUGUCAUUUCUCUCCUUGUUUUUAAGCUGCUUUCCAAACAAACAAACAAACCAAAAAAAAAAAAAAAAACAAAAAAAAAACAGAAAGCCAGGUGACAUCCUUGUUUUUGUUGGCAGCUGCUUGCGUCUCCUGCAAUGGAAAGGCAUGACACCUUCUCUUCUUUUGGCCACUGUAUUUACUUGGCAGGAUCUGAGACAAGGUAUGGCUUACACAUGGGGAACCACUGGCAUCCAGCUCUCACACAGAUGGUGUGAGAUGCUUUGGGGCUGAUACUGAUGCUUCACGUCUGCCAUAACUACUAAAGUCAACUGUAAAGCAAGAGAACCAAGUUACUGUUCUCAGCAAAUUUGUAAACAAAGUGAACACUGAGCCCCUUGAACAUUACUGGUGAGGCCACUUCCUAGAAUAAGCAAGUGCUUUGACACAAAUGGCUGCCACAGUUUUGUGAGGGCAUAUUAAAAGACUGUUAGAUAACAUGUACCUUUGCUUACAACUCUGGGCCUUCACCCUGACCUGGAACUGUGGCAACAACCAACCAUGGGAGGGACAGGGAUGAGGCUGUGAAACACCAAGGUGAUAAAUUCAGAGCAAGAAAAAAAAUCUCCUUUGUAUUUAAUUAAUAAAUCUGUUCCUUUGUGUGAAUUUUGACUACAAGGAAAAAAAAUUUCACACUAAAAAGACUAAAUAUAGCCCAACAAGGUGUCCACCUGCAGCAGUUCAACAGGCUUUUCUCUUUUACACUUUUCUGUGGUCUAGUGUAGUAUAAAUAAAUGCCAUUGUUAUGUACCCAUGCAAUAGAUGAGGAACAUGGGACACUGCUCCUGAGCAUGCACGUAGCAUGCGUGUGUGAGUGCAGCAAAUGCCAGUGCUCCAGAGAGGGAGGUCUGGCCUAGCCGGGGGGGGAGGCAUGGCUUUCUCAGCUUGUUGGGCUUGCUCAGCACAGGCUGGAAGGAUAGCCAGGUUUCAAGGUACUGCUGCAAGUUACAUUUCCAAUAAUUUCAUUACAUCUACCCUUCAGAUUUUAUGGAGCCAUUUGCUCAUUUUAGGCAAACGGAAAGAAUUCCAAUUUGCUGCUAGUUCUGUCCCAGAAGAAGAAAUAAGGCAAAACUGGGAGAGGCAUGGCUAGGAUUAUCCUUUGUUACAUGAGAAGAUCGUUUGUACUUCCAACUUGCUAGAGACUGUUAUAGCUUACUGUGAAGGUAGAAAUCUUUCCAGUGAUUUAACAAGGAUUAUUUAAUCACCCACUUAAAUGCAGUUGUUCUGGCUGUAUUCUGACAGUCCAUGUGAAAUAUGCAGUAUGAGGAGGAAAAACAAAACAAACAAACAAACAAAACAACAACAAAAACAGGACUGAACGAUUUUGUGUUGCAUUUCCAAAACACUUCUGAGAAGUGAAGUGAAUUUGGUUACUGUUUUGCUCAUGCUAUGGCUCCACAGGGCAAAAUCUUACCCAGAAGAGAAGUUUUGCAACACUGAAAAGAGAAUCCUGUCCCUCCAAAGGACAAAGAACAGCUUUACCUGAGUGAUUUAUAUGGUUCCCUUAAGCAGUGGUGAGCUGUGCUGAAACUGUUUGUGUCCCACGCCAGUGGCUUCAGCAGGUCAGCUUGCUGGCAGGAAACCGACUGAUUCAGUGGCUGUGGGCUGGGUUUGGCCCUGUCAGUGCUUGAGCUGAAUGGAUAGGGAAUGAGAUUUUUAAAAGCUGAGCUCUGAUCAGUAACCAACAGAGAUGAUUGUCAGAGAAAGGUGAUGGACUGUUUGCAGAUUUUGAAAAUUUCUAUCAGUGGUAUGGCCAACCCUGUCCCUGACUUGGGCUGCUCCUGCAGUUGUGGAUAAUAUCCAUAUAAAAUGUUAUCUUGCCAUGUGCAGCUUCUGUUUUCCAUGGUGUUGGUGUAUGUUCAGUUUUAACAUGAUAGUGCACUAGUGUUGCCUGCCAACAUCCAGAAGUAAAUGAGGAUUGAUACUGCUCCAGUUACUCAAAACCUUCGUGUUUCUAGCAACUGAACUUGUGACCUCCAGCAGGCUGGCACUGACAUACACAUCAGGAACUUCAGUGUGUUGAAUGGGCACAUAAAUAUAUUCUGGAUCCACUGGUGAUGUAUCUUUCAACCACAGAGCUACUGAACAGCAUUGUCAUAAAGCCUUGUUCCUGCUUUGCUUUUUAACCAUUCCUGACAGAUGGAUUUUAACAUCCUGAUCUCUCCUCAAAGAGAUGGAGUAAAUAAGUGAUUCACUUUAAAUAUUGAAAAAGUACAGUUACCCUUGUCAAGAAGAAUAAAAUAGCUUUGUAACUUGUAAGAAGCUCACAACCUGCUUGCCACAGAUCUUAGCUCUGCAGACAUUGUGUGUAGGAUGACAGGCAGGCAAGCCGUGCUCACCAGGGGAUCAGAUUUGCUCAGGGUUCAUCAAGGCAGGAUACUGCACGCUAACUAAAGCCCAAGAUCUACAGGUCCACUCUGAUGGGGAGCAGACACAUGGGGCUGAUCCUGGGACUAAAACUGCUUGCAUGGGGAAACACACAGGGAGCUCCAUGGUCACCAUGUGAACUUGCACUGUGAGCCGAAGGCACACAGUGGAGGUUUGCAGUUGUUGGUGCCUGGAGGAGGCAAGUGCUUUCCAAACCAGUCUUACAUGAGUGACGCUGACCACCACAGAAUGAAUUUUGAUGCUGUCAUCAUCACUUGACAGUCAUUUUCAAGUAAGAGCUCAUGUCUCUGUAAGUGUGCUUUGUGAGAUCUUUUUGCAGCCUGUGGGUGUGGAGCCCCACAGCUGCGAGCGAGGCUCAGUCCCUUGCCACAGUGAACAGUGGGACGGGCUUGACAGCUGAUACCAAAUUCUUCCUUUCUCGGUCCCUUUUGUUUGCCGUCACUGUUAAACAUUAACUAAGUUCAGCACCUUACUUUUGUUCCAGCCUACUGCACAAAUGACCAGUGCUGAGGAGACACGUGGCUCUCUUCCACUUGCAGGGUCACCUCUGCUGCAUGGGAACCUGUACCUGGUGAUGUUAAAUCUGUGCUUCUUAUAAUUGCUUAUUGGUGGACAAGGUCCAAGUGGCUUUUAUUUACUCUUCCCUGUCAAAUCUGUGGUGUAUGAAUAUUAAUGCCUUUCACUGAAAUGCUGAGAACUUAGCUGUUUUCUAGGUUAUGAUGUGCAGAGCUCCUUAACUGGGCACAGGUGACGUUGUUAGGAAGCAAGUAUGUAGCUGCACUGAGCAGAGGCUAAGCUGGCAAUGUGGAAACUGUGGGUGCCUCCUACCUGCAGUUACUGAAGAAAAGAAAGAGUAGAGAAAGCAUCAGAAAGAGUCUGCAAAAAGUUCUCAGGGGCAGUUUUGUGGCAGCCACCAGCUGCUCUUGACUCCUUGGUUCAGGAGCAGUGUUUGAGUGAAGCCUGUUGCUUUCUAGAUGCGUUUGUGCUUAGCCAGUUAGCAUUAUGUGUGCUGCCCAUCUGUAUAUUUUGCUGGGUUAAAGCUCCUUCUGAAAAAGGCUGCAAAGAAAUGUAUUUGAUUAACUUAGUUUGCAAUGUUCAUGAGAUUUAUAUAUAUGAGAUAAAGUUUUAAUGUGUUCUCUGUUUUGCAGAUCUAACUCCCCCUUUCUGUCUUCCUCGUGGAGCAGAAGACUACUGUUAUAGGCUCCACUUGCUUCUUGUUUUCCUAACCACACCAUUAAUGGCGUUGCUACAGCUGCAGUCAUUCUAGUCUGCCAUUUCCUUUGCUACCUGGUAAAACUUGCUGCACUGAAAAAGUAAUACCUCCAAUGUUAGUGGUGAGAGGAGUGUUUUGUGCUUGUUACAUUGCCUGCAAGUGUCAGAAUCUCUGCUAUGAGAAAUACCCUGUUAUAGUCAACUUACUUUAAAUCAAGCUUUAGUAUGGCAACAUAUUAAAGAAAAUUUCCAUUUCUUGCACCAAAUGCUCAUACACACAAUUUAAACUUCAAUCUUGGUCCACGGUUCUUCCAGUAAAUACCUGGGCACACCCCAUCUUAUAAAGUACUAAUGGAUUACAGCUGGAAUAGCAGAUUAAAAGGAAGUUAGAACACCUGCCUCUGAUCACCAUAAAAACAUCAGCAAAACCUUUUCCUCACAUUACUGAUGGUUUGCUAACUGCAUGGAAAGGAUCUGUAACAGGUAUUAAUUAGAGUGGAAUGUUUGCUAAUUGCUUGUGCUUUAAAAUAAAUACUAAUAUAUCCGAGGAAGUGAAAGAAAAGCCAUGGCAGUUAAUUUCAAUGGAUCCUGUUAGUUUAGUGGGGAAUCUGAUCUUAACCAGUGUUUGAGAUUGUUUAGUAACAGAUUUAUAAUUUACAUGAAAAUGAGCUAUAUGGAACGGACAUGUUGGAUUCCAUGAAUUUCCAACAACUAAAGGAAGUAGAACUUGAAGAAAUUCUGCACAAAGGACUUGAUCCCAAUCAAUGAAGUAACUUAUGAAGAUGAAUGCCUUUCUGCAAAGACAACUCAGACUUAGCUCUGCUGGACAGUUAUACAAUACUCCCAAGCUGCAGCCAGAUGCAGGGAGUGCUUCCUGUGAGUUACUGUGCUGAAACUUUCGGUGUUGAAAUUUGCUCCUAGAAGAUGCUGAUGUUAGGCCAGAAGGAGGUGAGCAAAAAAGCCUUCUGGUACAGCAGGCUGCGGAAGGAGCGAGCAAGCAGUUGGCCAUUGCUUGCCGACUCAAGUGGCCAGCCCAGCUGAUGUGGCCUGGCAGGGACACUUAUGCUGCUUGGCACAGACAAGAGAGGACGGGAAACAAGCACCAGCGCUUGUCCAGAAGCAUUCAAGAUGGCCAGCCCAUGGACCAAGGAAGUCUCCAUCCCGCUGCUGUGUUCUCCUUUACAGCAUCAUUCUGCUCUUCCAUAGAGAGACAGUGCUUCCUCCGCCUGAAAAACAAAUGGACGCUGCAUCUUCCAGGAAAUGCAAGGGCCAUGAACUCCAGUCCUGCUGCCCGCGGCACCUGCACCCAGGGGAACCACCGUGCUUUUGGCACUGCGAGCCUGCUGCUUGUGCUGAUGGAGAGGCACACGGCAACACGCCAACUGCGCUGCCUGGAAGGGUAACGCAGGGAAAGAUCUCGCCCGCUGCAAGAACCUAUUUAGCUGGGGCACGGUGCAGCCUCUACUGCAGUCAGCAGAAGUCGUUCGUGCGUGGGCCGGGUGGCUGGGGGAGAGCUGAGAGGGGCCUCGGCUCAGACGGGCCCCGUGGCGCUGAGCCCCAGCUCCCAAGCGGAGCCCUGCGAGCGCUGCGGCCCCCGCCUCUUGUCGGCACCACCGAGCCGCCCGCGGCAGCCGCCCUCCCCCUCGCCGCAGCAGAACGCGGAGCGGGACGAGGCCCGGGGGAACCCGUCCCGAGCACGCACCCCGGCGCCCGGCUCCGCGGGGCCGCUGCGGGCGGGGGGCGCCGGGGCCCGGCAGCCGCGGUGCUGCUCCCCCCCCCCUCCCCCGACGGCCGGGGCUGCGCGCGGGGCGGGCGGGCGGCAGGGGGCGCUGUGCCCGUUCGGAACGGCCGCUCCGACGGCGCGCACGCAGGCGCAGAGGGAGGCGCGGCGGCGGCGGGCGGCAGCGCGGAGCCCCGGGAGCGCGGGGCCGGGCCGAGGCGCUGGGGGGGUUGGGGGCGGAGGGGGGGGGCGCGGGGCCGCAGCGCUGCCGGGAGGCGCGGCCGCGGGCCCGAACCGGCGGCUGCGGGGACACGGGCCCGGGGGAACGGCGGCUCCCCUUUGUCACCGCCUUCCCGCUGCGGACGGGAGUCGCUUUCUGCUCCUUUGUGCCGCCCUCAGGCUGCGCGGCUCCUGCUUCUUGCCCUGGACCCAGCCCGGCCCCGCAGCCCCCCUCUCCCUUGUCACUUUGCUAAGUAAUAAUUUCCACGUCCAAUUCCAUUUCUCUUCUAGUUCUGAAAUCUCCAAGCCAUCAGCAAGGAGGAUAGUUCACAUGAAAACUAAUUACACAAAAUCAAUAUUUAAUCACAGCGCAGCAUCCUGAUCCUGCAGGAAAAAAAAAAAAAAAAGAAAAAAAAACCUUCAAACUCUCCUGCCACAUACAAAUACUUCUCGGCCGCACACUUACAGAUCUCUCUUUAUAUUUAUUUAUUA